AGUUUUAAGAUGGAAGAACGAAAGGAGCCAGAUUUGGUUGUGAUCCACGAUAAUUUAGAGAAAAUUAGAAAAUAGUUGGAAAGUGUUUAUGGGAAUAUUGCUAAUCAUGCGAAGAUAGGACAACCACUGCAAAUCCUGGACAAUAUGGAUUUUUAUAGGGAGACCAAGUUGAUCGAUUUUGUUUCUAAAGUGGGAAGAUAAUUCAGAAUGAAUAGUCUAUUAAAUAAAGAUCACAUAAACAAGAGAUUGAACAGUGGUGAUGAUGGUUUGUCAUUGACUGAGUUCUUCUAUACAAUUUUACAAAGUUACGACUUCGCAUACUUGAAUGAGAAAUACGAUUGCACUUUGUAAAUAGGAGGGAGUGAUUAGUGGGGUAAUAUUACUAAUGGCUGCGAUUUCGUAAAGAAAUAAUACAAGAAGUAGGUGUAUGGGAUAACCACUCCUUUGUUGACAGACAAGAAUGGGUAGAAGUUUGGGAAGAGUGAAGGGAAUGCAUUGUUUUUGGAUGCGAGUUCGAAACACAAUAUGAAAUAGUAUUUGUUGAAUUUAGCAGAUGAUUCAAUGAGGGAUUUCUUACUGAUGUUGACCUUCUUAAAGGAGGAGCACAUUGAUAGUGUAAUGGAACAGCACAAGCAGAGUCCAGAGAAGAGAGUGGCUUAGAAGUGUUUGAGUGAUGAAUUAAUGAAGAUGAUAUACGGAGAGGAGAAUUCUGCUGACAAGAACUAGAUACUAUAUGGGUUAAGGAGGGAUCGCUUAUUGAAUAUGAGUGCAUAAGAGUUUGAUAGGUUGGCAGAGGAGAUAGAUAAGGAUGUAGUGAUAAGAGUACCGAAGGAGAAUUAAUUGAUGGAGGUGUUAUUGAGAUUGAGAUCAUCGAAGUCAGAAAUUCGGAGAUUAUUACAAUAAGGAGGAAUUCUAAUUAAUGAUUAGAAGGUGGAGUCGUUGGAGUAGGCUCAAUUGUUGCAUGAUAAAUACAUGUUAUUAAGGAUUGGAAAAAGGGAUGUGAGAUUAUUAAUAUUUAUUUGA
Messenger RNA from Paramecium octaurelia, 1023 nucleotides. NCBI's taxonomy places the organism in Eukaryota, Ciliophora, Oligohymenophorea, Peniculida, Parameciidae. The record is from the annotation of a GenBank genome assembly.